AUGGCUUUACUCAAAUCUUUGUUUACUGCUCCGGAAGUCAAUCCGAUCAAUAAAAAGGCCCGGACAAUCCCAUUCCUUAACCCAGUUGAUAAAUAUGGCCGAACACUUUGGUUUAGUACUUUCGGCUUCAUGAUAGCAUUCCUUUCAUGGUAUGCCUUCUCGCCGUUACUAUCCGUCAGCAUCAAAAAGGACCUACAUCUAUCACCCGCCGAAGUCGCGAACUCAAAUGUAUUGGCGUUGACCGCCACUCUACUCGUCCGCCUAGUCGUUGGCCCUCUCUGCGAUAAGUUUGGUCCUCGAUAUGUCUUCGUUGGGACCCUUCUCGUUGGCGCUAUCCCUACCUUUUUAGCCGGUACCGUACAGAACGCCACUGGACUUAUGGCUAUUCGAUUUUUCAUUGGUAUUCUCGGUGGUGCCUUCGUUCCCUGUCAAGUUUGGUCCACCGGCUUCUUCGAUAAGAACGUCGUCGGGGCUGCAAACGCAGUCACAGCUGGCAUUGGCAAUGCUGGCGGUGGUAUUACUUACUUUGUAAUGCCAGCUAUAUAUGACUCAUUUGUUCAUGAUCGUGGUCUUUCCUCCCACGUUGCUUGGAGAGUUUCUUACAUUGUCCCUGGUAUCCUCAUUGUGGCAAUGGCUCUCGCAAUUCUAGCCUUGGGAGAAGAUACACCUAACGGCCCAUGGAGGAACCGUGGUAUCGUUAAUGGCGUCGAUACCACUGGAGAGGGUGAAGGGGUGGUUGUUGAUGCUAUCGAACCCUCGGUUGCAGCGCAGGCCAGUCGACAGAGUUCUAUUUCUAAAGAAAAGAAGGGAGAUAUCGAAGUUGCUUCAGACCCACAACUUGAUGCUGUGGCUGUCGCCUCCCAUGAGGUCAUCCAAAAACCAUCACUUCGAGAAGCAGCUCCGGUCGUCCUGUCCCUUGAAACACUCAAUCUUUGCUUUGGUUACUUUAACAGUUUUGGUGCAGAGUUGGCUAUCAAUUCUAUCCUCGGCGCCUACUAUCUUAAGAACUUCCCAGAACUCGGCCAAACUGGUGCAGCAAACUGGGCCGCCAUGUUUGGUCUUCUUAAUGUCGUCACUCGUCCCCUUGGCGGCUUCGUUUCUGACGCUCUUUACAAGAGAUGGCCCUCGCUCUGGGUCAAGAAAUUGUUCAACACCGGUCUCAAUGUUCUCGCUGGUGUGUUUGCUAUUACAAUUGGUGUUCUUGAUCCUCACCACCGCCCUACGCUAGUGGGGCUUGUUGCCCUUCUCGCCAUCCCAAUGGAAAUGGGCAACGGAUCUAACUUUUCUCUUGUACCACACGUCCACCCCCAUGCUAACGGUAUUUUAUCUGGAGUUGUUGGAGCAUUUGGAAAUCUGGGCGGUAUCGUAUUUGCAGUUAUCUUCCGAUAUAACGGAACGAACUACCCGAAGGUAUUCUGGAUCAUUGGCUCUGUUAUGAUCGGUAUGAACCUCGUUACUGCAUGGAUUAGGCCAAUUCCGAAGGGCCAAAUUGGGGGUCGAUAA
Molecule: messenger RNA, 1503 nt
Organism: Orbilia oligospora ATCC 24927
Lineage: Eukaryota; Fungi; Ascomycota; Orbiliomycetes; Orbiliales; Orbiliaceae
Exons: 2
Coding region: 1-1503 (500 amino acids)
Biological process (GO): nitrite transport; nitrate transmembrane transport
Cellular component (GO): membrane
Molecular function (GO): nitrate transmembrane transporter activity; nitrite transmembrane transporter activity
Source: RefSeq, a predicted model, not a curated record